ACGAAGAUUUACACGUUCGAAUACGGAUUAUUUUGUAACAUAUUUAGAAAAUCAUGUUGUUUAUGUUUUUCACCAUUAUCAUUUGUCAUUUGCAAGGGAAAAAUUAAAAUGUAAACUGAUAAUGAUAUUAGUGAAAGAUUCGUUUACAACCAGAAAUCGUUAAAAAUAAAAAGAUCGACUAUUACAGGCUGCUGCACUUCCUUCUUUAUUUUUUAGAUAGAUUCUAACUAAUUACAACAAUUUAGAGCACACUAGCGUGUAAGCAAUGGCGCCAUGUUUUUGUGGCUAUGUAUUUCUGCAAUUACUUCUCGGAUGGUUAAUUUAUGUUAUAUUAAUACAGUAAUAAGCGUGUCUCACAACAAUGCCGGCACAUGCUAACCUUUUGUCGGCAUCUUUAGUCACUUUUCUUCUCUUCGCUGUUACAUACGUCUCAUAAUAAAGCCGUGUAGUUAACCUAUCUCGGUCUUGUAUCAUUUAUCGUAUCGUUUCGAGGUAAACAAGUGACAUGAGUGUGUAAUCGAUGCGCGAUUAGUAUUCGUGGGCAAAUGUCUUUACGCAUUUGCUGAACAAUUUUCUUGGUAAGCGUUAAACAUUCCGUCAACUAUUCACUAAACUUCUUGUAGUGAUUUCUUAAUUAACAGCUAUAUGCCAGUCAAUUAUCGACGUUCUAUCUCAUAUUGGUCGACAGUACGUAGUUUUAGACGGUAAGCACUAUAUAGUGUCGCGCGUGUCACUGUCAAUAUUGCAACUCGUGAGAUUCGAUGGAUUACAGAAACUCAGAAUUGAACAAAAAAGUGAUCAGAUAAUUUUCGAACUGGCGAAUGAAACUUGAAACAUAAUCGGCAAUCACGUUUGUUGUGUCAUUGUUUUAAUUUAUAAGAACAGAAGCAGAAGACAUUCUGAUUGAUUCAUUACUGAAAAAAGUGAAAAUCUGCACAUUUAUGAUUUUGGAACAAGAGAAGCUAAGCUGGCUAUGUUCUAGUUCCAAAAGGAUAUUACUCAUCCAAACUGGCACUUCAAAACGAUAUUGAUGCACCAAAGGAGCGAAAGAUCCUUUUAUCCUAUUUCUACGAAUAAACAAUACACACGCAACAAUAAGAUUUUCAUUCGGUCGAGAACUGAUUUAUUGUAAUGCAGCACGAUCGAUUACGUCUAUAGAAUCGAAACUGAUGUUUAAUUACCUAUUAUCCGAGAGGAAGUAGACGAUGUAAGAAACAAGUGAUUUCUUAAAAUCAAUCGGAGCAUGCUAUUGGAGUCUAUCGGUAUUCUCGCGCGCGGCAUUAUCGCGGCGCACGCGGUCGCUCACGAAUUCGGAGUAACGUAAAUUCCGAUAAGUUACCGGUGUGUCGGAAACUUUGGUGAGACGCGGUUGGAGGGAACGAUGAAGCACGACGUCGAGGUUGUUUGAGAGAGGGGAAAGAGCGGGAAAGCGGGACGAAGCUCGAGGACUACAGAGAGGAGAGCGCGAGGAGGAAGGUGGGCCGUGAGUUUGAGAGAGGGAAGAGCAAGAGGCAAGAGGGUGGCGGCAACGAAGCUAUGACGGGAGGGGAGGGGGUGAUGGUCGGGAAGGGAGGGUUAGUGUUCAUGUAGGAGGGAGGGAAAGAGCGGAGCGGAGCGCGCUAUCGGCGAGCGCCUCGGUUCGGUCGAGUCGGCCGACGUCGGCCUCGAUCAGCCGCUCGGCGCUCAGUUCGAGUCGGACCUCCGUCGUAGUCGGAUUGUGUCGUUCUGCCGCGCUGUCUCUCUCUCUUUCUCUCUUUCUCCUUCUCUUUUUCUCUCAUUCCCUCCCGUGGGCACGCGCGCGCGCGCGCCACUGUGUAUGUGUGUUCCUCGUUCUCCCUCUAUGUCCCCCUUUUCCCCCGCAACGACAACGAGUUCCGCCCAGUGAAAAAGAGUCGUGCUUUCCUGCAAACAAGACGCGUCCUCGACGGCAGUUGUUUGUUUUCUGGUUCCGCGGUGUCGUGGUGACACAAACAGCAAAGUCGAAGAAGCGAGGGACCGCGCGUGCGGAGGAGAGGAGAGACAACGAGUCGCCGCGUGUACCGUGCCGCUCGUGUGGGUUCCCGUCGUUGUUGUGUCGUUCCCAUUGCCGUUGUCGUCGUCAACGUUGUUGGUGCGAAUAGUUUCAUUCAACGGAAGGAGAAGUAGGUUAGCACACGGUGCCUUCGCGUCACCGCGGUAAAAUAUACCCGGUUCUCCGACCACUUCUCUCUCUACACCUUUUACGCGAACUCGCGGAGUGUGUACCAUCCCGAUGUGGUGACGUUUAACCAACGCGUACUUCUUUUACGUAACGAAAGCGCGUUAGAACGCGCGCGUGCGCUCUAUAUGUAAUCCGUCUUCGGUUUCUGUCCUUCUCGUUUGUCGGUUGCAAGCGAGAAUCUUCGAUCAUCGGUAGUACGCCGCGUUCUCGUGUGUGCUCGUGUUCCAUCGGAUCGGCCGAUCGGUCAUUUUCGUCUCGUUACCAGUGGCUCUGUGUGUGGAUUUCGUGCCGCAUUGCUUUCCCGUCUUUCGUCCGAGAUACAUACUCCGAUCGUGAUCGCCGUGUAAUUCGCUCCGAUUUUCGCGCUUUCGACGCAGCGGUUUCUUUCCAUUGUAUUACAGCUACCGAGUCGGUUCGAUACGCGUCGAUAUCGCAUUGGAUUCGACCAAGUUCACGGAGCAAAGCGCGCGCCUGUUCCGUGAACAAGCCAGUUUCCAUUCAACAACUAUCUUAACAGUGUGAUCGAAACUAAACGUUCGUGCUUUUACAGUAAGGUGUUUUCUUCGUACGGAUACGUAAACCAGCCUGGCUACAUAUGUACACACAGACAUUGGAAAACGGUGCUAUUCAACUAGCACCUUCUGCAUCGAAUACUCUUCAUUGAUUCAAUUUCGUAUUGUUUUGUGGUGUUUCGUGAGAGGUGUGUUUGUUCAAACCUCCGAGUGGUGCGACUGUUCUAAGUGUGAUUUAAAUCAGUGAUUUCAAAGAAAAAGCCGAUUAUAUUCGGUAAGCAAAGAAAAAAAGAAAAGAAAAAAAAGUGAAAGUUUUAUCAGUGCAGUACUACGCUAUUGUGGAUUAUUGGAUAUAUUAUACACUACUCUGCGAUCUGCCGACGGAGCGCAACAUUGCGGCUCACAAUUUAUGUUUCGUUGGAAAACGAACGAGAAGCAGAUUGGAAACAAUUUAUAUUUCUGCUUACACUUUGGUCAGUCGAUGGAUGCAGAGACAAAGCCGGAGUAGCUCGGAGGUGGAGGUUGCGCUUAUGCGCCCCGUAAGCACGGCUGGCUAAUAGCACACCACGGCCUAUCCCUGACACCCUGCAGCCACACCAGACAAGCAGUCGGCGUGACAUGGAUGUGAGCUUCACGAACGUAUUAGAGGGGGCUCGCCAGUACUUUCAGGGACUGCCGGUACCGAGUACAGGUAGUGCGGCCGCGUCAGCGGAUCACAGUCUCGCGACAUCAACGAGUUCUGCUUCGUCCAUAUCGUCGUCGCACGACCAUGGCAACGCCUCGACCGUGGCUCCUUCGUCACCGGCACCAUCCGUAUCGCAAGCACCACCGUCACUAUCGUUACCGCCGCAAUCGACUUCGAGCGGAAACACAACCGGUAACGCUGGGAACAGUGGGUGCAACGGCGGGAGCAACGAUCAGGAAACGAGUCGAUAUCUCAACGACGUCAGACCGUCGUCGGUGGACAACGCCACGGCCAGUUCCAGCACUUUCUGGAGCCCAUCCGUCGAACCUUAUCCUCCUCAACCAACGAGGGUUGAAGUGCCGGAUACGAGGCCAGGCGAUGACGGAUCCUCCAUGGAGGCGAGCUCAUCGUCCUCGAGUAUCAUCACUUUAACGGAGAUGCAGCCGUCGAGCAGUCGAUCCUCGUCGACGUCAAAUUUCUCACAGAAACAAUCGACCUCCUUGACAUCGUCGUCCAACGAUCUUCAUCAUCACUCGCAGCCGACGACAGCGACAGCGCCAAGUUCACCGCACUUGCAUCAAAUGCAACCACCUCAACAGCCACACUCCCCUGGUCCGGUGUAUCAACAAUUAAACCCUGUCUCGAGAACGUCGUUUUCUACAGCGGAAAUACUCGCCUCGUCGCACCAAGCAACCUAUCAAACUGCCAAUGAUCGACAAUCGCAACCGAACGCGCCGGUCGUAGCACAGAGAACCCAAUACUAUCCCCGGUAUCAUCAUCCGGACAUCACGAAGAGUGCUCCGGUUCCGUUCACUCAGAAUUCGAUCUAUCAAUCGUCGAGCGUAGCUGCAGCUACGUCAUCGGGAAACGUGCAGUUGUCUACGAGGCCGACGCCGGUUGAGCAGAGCAACCCGACCACCGCUUUAGGUCAAGGACACGCUCAGGAGCAAAGAGUGCCACCGAGUUCCUACGGUAAUAACGCUGUGCCACCAUCGAGCACUCCUUCGAUUUACGGCUCGCCAUCGUCGCAGACUUAUCGCACGCCGCAGCAGCAUCAACCGCAGAAUCGAUUAAGCUCAUCGAGCAAUCCAGCAACGGACAGGUCGUCGCAUUCGGAAAGAUCGUCGCAUUCCUCGCGCGUAUCCUCGUCUCCGUCAUGUUCGUCAUUGAACCCGUGCAGCCCUCGCCACACAGCCAACUUAAGUCACAUUCCUUCGUCGUCUUCGUCGUCAUCGUCGUCGUCCUAUCAAAAUCAUCCGGCGCACAUUCCUUCGUCGCACUUGCCAUCCGCCGGAACUAUGAUUCCCCCGCAUCAUCAGGCUCAACAGCAGCCGCCGCCGCAACAACAGCAACAAUCUCAAAUACAGCAGCCUCAGCAGCAACAGCUUUCUAGUCGAAUAAACGCGUCCCCGCAUUCGAUAGGACCGAACUCGUACGCCAGUCGAAUGAUCGUUCACGGGACAUCCGCGGCUUCCUCAUCCUCAAACUCAAAUCAAAUGCCGCCACCGGCAGCGUUGACUAGUGGUUAUCAUCCUAUCGCUUCUCCCCAUGACGUUCCCCGUCACGCUACCCCGUCGCCGCAUAGACAAUCGCCCCACGUAUCCACCCUGCAUACGCCUCACGCCUCUCCUCAUCACACACCCUCUCCUCAUCACACUCCCUCUCCUCAUCACACACCCUCUCCGCAUAGCAGCUUCCAGCCGCAUUCACCGACUUAUCCACCACCACCACCGGCCACCUCCACCCCUCAUUCGUACAACCUUCCCAUUACGUCGCAGCAUUAUCAACCGAACGCCGGCGGGUACGCUGCGAAUCCGUACGGGCUGCCGCCUCAGUCUUCGUAUCAUUCCUUCCAAAAAGGUCCCCAGCCGCCGCACACUCAAGCAAACUACUACUCGCAGUCCAGUCGAUCUCAGAGCCAGGCAUAUGUUCAGCAAAUGUCUAUGGCCGGUCCGGCACCUCGAACAGAAUCUACUUGUUCCGGUAGCGGAAACACUAACGGUGCCACCGGUUAUCAGCCGAGUAAACCGGUGACGUACAACGGCGCCGAUUCGAAGAGAAGCUCGAUGGAGGUCCCUUAUGCUUCUUAUCGAUCUCAGCAGACGUCUGUUCCGAGAACUAACACGCACAACCUUCCACCUAUCGCCGCUCUCUCGUCCUAUCAUUCCAACAGGCGAGAAUCCGCGAGCAAGGCGCAAUCGGUGCAACGGCAACGAUACUCGACCAGCACGGCGAGCAAAGUUUCAGUCGUUGCGCCGCCUACUUCCUCGAUGGCCGCGCCUCAAAGGGUUCCCGAGUACCCGGUCACUUUGCCAACUAUGAGUCACGCCAUGCCGGUCAAUGGAAGGACGAACACGGUAACAAAUUCCUCUUACAGCAGAUAUACCGCUCAACACGGAUAUCCGACCUACGCUACCACCAUGGCGCCUAGUCAUCAAGGGAGCAACUCCUCGAGCAGCACCACCGUUACGUCUAUCGGUCAAGCCGCUCCGAGGUCUUCCGUUCAAACUACCACGGUACAUAGUUAUCAAACGUCGGACACCAAUCGUACGACAUCCUCCUAUCAUCACCAGCCUGUAAGAGCUACUGAGGACUAUGGAUACAAAGAGUAUCCGUACCAGAAUUCGACCGCGUCUACGGUACAGUCUACCGUUGCUUCCUCUAUAGUGACUCCUCCUUCUCAAACGAACGGAAUUCGAAAGAGGGAAUCUCCUUUGGACCUCUCUGUUAAAACGGUGAAAACAUCCGCCGACUCGACCGCUCAGGACGACAUCGAGACGAUCACACCGGAGAAACACGUCAGUAGUUCCACGGUGAUCUCAUCGCGAAGCAACAGUUCGCGAACCAUGUUACCGCCCUCGGCGCAGCCUCCUCCACAACCAGCCUCAUACCCCGCAUACGACAACCGAUUGUCCAGCAAUAACGGGAGAAUCUUACCGCCAACGAGCAGCGUUCGAGCGCCGACGCCUCAGACGGUGUGCGCACCGAAAGUCGACUUCCUGCCAGACUUCAACUCCGCGCCGCUGCGUCACCAUCACGGCCAGCCGCACGAGAAUACUCUUCAGCGGAGAAGUUCCGCGCAACAGCUGUAUGCUCCGCCUCCGCAGUGUCUUUCUUCUCAACAUCCUAAUAAUACCGCUUCACUGCCCCAUAUGUCCACGUUUAAAAAGACUUCACUGCCCACGACGCAGGUGUACGACGCGGUGACUACACCAGCACCGCCUCCGCCGGUCCCGUCGUCUUCUUAUCUGUCGACCAACGACACCAUCGCCUCCAGAACCUCCAGGUAUCCGUCGUCGAUGAUCGAUCCUGCAAGGAUAGGGCCGGCUGCGUUGCCUCUUCAAGAUUACCCGUCCGACCCAUCGAAAUAUUAUCUGGACAGUAGAAGUAAAUUUGGCCAGCCACCGUCGCAGAGCGAUCGAAGCCCUUCGAAGAGGCCUAGCGAGACGAUUUACGGCGGUGGCGGGCCGAACAAGCAGCCGAGGCUCGACACGUGGAUCCAGCAGAGAUUGUCAACGGCGAAAGCGUUGUACGAACAACAGAAGAGGCAAGAGAUGAAUCUACCGGUUCCUUUGCCGAAUGGCACCCUCGUAGCACCUAGCACCUACGAGCAGAGAUCCGAUAGCGGAUACUCGUCGUCCGAGUCCGCGAGGUAUCAGCAAGCUUACUGUGAUAAGAGAAGCUACGCGGAACCUAAGAUCACUCAUAGUUCGUCGUCGUAUGUUCAUCCUGUGAUCACGAAGCCCACGAACGUGCAUUCUUUACCGCAACAGGCAAACGCUAACCAACCAUCCGCGUACACGAAUUACAGACAGAGUCAGAAAGCGGCCGGACUUGUGGUGCCUCCUGGAGUUACUUCCGGCGGACAGGCCACGGAACCGCCGAGCAAUACCGGUGCUGAUAAACGAGUGCUUAGCUUGCUGAGGAAUAGUCUAGAGAAUAAACAGCAAAGGGAAGAGCAAAUGAACAGCCAACAGCCUAUCUUGGCUAAUCAUAGUCAACAAAGUUUUCAGAACAAGGUUGUUGCACCGGUCGAGCCCAAAACGAACAUCGGAAGACACAACCUGUCACCAUUCACAGCAGCGAGCUUACUGGAACGAAACAGCAACACGCCGCCCCAUUACAAGUUUCAUGUGCCGAGAGCGGUAGACUCGAUCACUCAGGAGGCCCCCCGUAGUUUGUAUGGCUCGAGAGUAAAUUCAUCCGCCACGCUACCUGGCAAGGAAGCACUCCUGGGACCCCGAGGAGCCGAGAAUCAGAUUCACCGUGACAAAGACGAUGGCCUCGCAGCUAUAUUGGCCGCGAAAAUUAGAACCAAGGCGGAACUGAAGCAGGUGGGAACCGGUCAAUUUGCAACGAAACCUACGACCGUGCCCUCUCAGGAUACGUCGACUACUCCAAAAGAACUAGACAGCACAGCUUCAACGUCAACUCCGCAAUCCGGUUCAUCGGCGGGUAGUCCGCCAAAGUUGACACGCGAGAAGGUAGCCUGUUUACCUCCCCGAAGACGGUUGUUCUCCAGAACGGAAGAGGAGAAUAUGCCGGUGGCCGCGACUGUUCCGGUUCCGGCGCCAGCGCCGGCGAUUGCCUCUAGCGUGCCAGCACGCGCCAGCGGAUUCAGAAGCUCCUCCGAAACAUCGGUAUUCGACUUCAGGGAGAGCGACUCCGAGGGUGAGAUGCCGGUUCUCGAACGGCAAACACUCGAGGAGAUGAGGAGGGACAGAAAACAACUAUCGAAAGUGCAGCCACCCGUUCCUCUGAACGACGCCAUGUGCAUGGGCAUGACCUCAUCGACGGACCUCGUGAAAAUAGAACUGAAGGAGAACGACAAGAUUACCGAACUGGACACGUUCUGGUCAACCACGUGCGACAAGUUUAUGGAACAACUACGAACAGGAGACGCGAUGAAGAAACGCGGUCGCAAAAAGAAGGUCAGCUGCACGAUAACAUCCAAGCUUGAUGACACGGGCAACGAUAGCAGCAAAGAAUUAGACGCUAAUACAUCUCAGAUCAAACCAGAGGACAUCAAAAAGGAAAUCCAAGAUGUCGAUUCACCUCUGGACAGUAAAGACGAGUCUCUGGAAACGAACAAGGAUGAUGAAGCUUCUGAGAUGACGGACAUCAAAAUAGAAGUGAAGACCGAGCUAGAGGUGAGCAAGGAUGAUGAGAAAAAUUCUAGCGAUGAUUCUGACGAGGUGCCGCUAAUUCGACGGGCAAAGAAAAAGAUGAAGAAGGAUGACAGUGAUUGCGAGGAGGAGAUAAUAUGUAGGAAGAGAAGGAUUCGUAGAGGAAGCAGAAUUAAAUUACAAUCGUCCAGCGGCAGUGAUUCCUCUAGCGAAGAGAGCGAUGCUAGUACGGAGUUUGGUCACGGUUCUUCAGUAGCUGAUAGGCUAAGAGCAAGAAAACGUUGCACCAACAGUAGCAUUGAAACCGAAGGAAUGAAGCUUAGAUCCAGAGAUACGACACCACAGAAGGCUAAGAAUGAGAAAGAGUCGAAAUGCUCCACCUCGAAGACUUCUACGUCUCAGAAAACGAAACCGAAGCCUUUGUUUGGCGAUGGUAGUGAUUUUAGGCCCGGAUGGGAGGAGGAGGUGUACGUCUACAAAAAAUCCUUGAGAAUGCCACCUAGGUUGAUCACCGUGUCGAAACCAUCAAGGUUCCACAGGUUGUCCACCUCGUUGCCUGAUUUGGACCCAGGAUCUCCAGCUUUGUCAGUCUCUAUGGACAGUUCCGACGUGUAUUUGGACAGAAAGAAAUUGGUAGACAGCGAUGUAGAAUCUAACUACAGCUUUAGUACCACUGAGAUUGGGAUAGGAAGUAAGAUCGACGAUGAAGAGGCCACGUCGUCUACGACAAUCUCGUGUCCUCCUAAGGGUAUGAAGCAUUCAAGAUCGGAAAACAGUUCCAUCGUCGACGUCCUAGCUCAGAGGGUAGGAACCAGUAAGAAAGAGCAGAAGAGGAAACAGAAAGAAAAAUCGGAUAAAGGUGGAAAUAAAACGUUGCAGAAAGGCAACAACGAACCUGAACUGCUUCCGACUCCAAGUUUGAUUCCUUUGUUGGAAUCGUCUAAAUCACCAAAGGGCAAAUCGCCUGUCAAAGAUAACAAGGUGAAGCCUAUCAAGGUGACGGAUUCGUUCCUACUUGGUUACUUCCGCAAGGAAACGGUAAACAACUUUCGCGACACGUUUAAAAAUAAUCAUGCUCUACCGAACGAAUUUUCAACAUUCGUGCUGAAGAGUAGAACGAGAACAGAAACGCGAGUAUUGAAGAAACAAGCGACCAUCAGAGAAGUCUUUGGCGAAGACAGGCCAGCCUCAGCGCCCCCCAUGCAAAACCACGACGAUACUUCUCAGGACGACGACUCGCAGACUGAAACGCCAGAGAACAGGGUGAGGAAAGAGAGGACCUUGAAGCAGAAAGUUGUUUCGCGAUUGAAGAACGCUGGAAUUUUGAGGAGACACAAGGCGAUCAUGAACUCGAAGCAACAUCAUCUUUUGAUGGAGAGGCGAAAGGAUUUGUUGAAAUCUUUGGCCGAGAAGAAACUACGCCGCUUAAAGGCGGAAGCGGAAGAGGAGCCGGUGCAGGAAGAGACUAACGAUGCGCAGGAAGCGGAAAACAACGAGCUUGAUGACGAGACCAAUGAGUCAGAAGUUCCUAAUAAAAAGAAGCUUAAACUGAGGACAAGCAGACGGAAGUUCCGCUCCGGAUUCGAUUACAUUCGCAAAAAGAAAAAACCGUUGAAGAAGGACGAGACGCUGCCUAAAGAAAGGAAGAGGCAAGUUCUAACAAGGCCCAGUCCAGAAUGUGUAGCUGAUAUUCAGUCGGAGAUUAGGACGUGGGUGAUCAAGAAGGGUGUCGGCGAAACAAUGUUGCAUCGUGCCGCCAGACUCGGUUACACGGAUGUCACUGCAUACUGCUUAGAGAAGUUGAAUAACGCGCCGAGCCCAAAGGAUAACGCGGGAUACACGCCGCUUCACGAAGCAUGUUCGAAGGGUCACCUGGAAAUCGCGAAAUUGUUGCUCGCGUACGGGGCGAAUGCGAGUGAAAGUGCCAACGGUGGAAUAAGACCACUUCACGAGGCAGCAGAAAAUGGUGCUACCGAACUCGUACGCUUGCUACUUUCUUAUGGCGCUGAUCCUCUAUUAGCUACUUAUUCUGGACAAACCCCGCUGAUGUUAGCUGCAGAUACCGAUGCCUAUUCGAUUCUAGAACAACACUUAGAUGAUAUUCAGGGUCGUACAAGUACAGCGUGGUCGUUUGGUGGCCCGUCUUCUAUCUUUGACCCAGAAGAAACUGGUUACAAUCCCCUCGACGAUCCUCCUAUGGACAGUCCAGAACCCGAAUUAGAUGAAAUCGAGAUAGAAAUGGGCGACGUGAACCUGCCAGUUCUCUUUUCCCUCGCCAACGAUCCAGACAAGUGGGUUCUCCUCCAGGAUCUGAUGGCUGCCCUAAGAAUAAAAAGCAGGGACGCGUUGCUGCGUCAAGUGAAUCCUAAAGCUCACGCUGGUCCACCAGCGAUCGCUCAUCGCGACGUCAUGAGAGAACUGAAGCUGCAAGAUUUCCUGGAACAAUCCCGUUGCUGCCAUCUGCUCAGCGGCGGCGAGCGAAUCAACGUGAGAGGGUCCAAGGUGACUCUGAUUAAGUACAACGAGAAAGUGAGAUCCCUGUUGAACGUAGAGAAAGUGGUCAUCAGCCUAAGGUGACAAGAGGCGUCGCUGGGGCAUUCAUCACCCCAGGCGAAGCCGUCAACUUCCGCCUCGAAGGAAUCGUUGAAGAAGAUCUCCAGUGUUUCGCCUAAACGCGAAAGGCAAGCAAGAACGCGACAGGGUAACAAGACAGUUGUCACGGAUUCAACGUGAAUCGGGAGAUAUCGUUAGCCGUAAAAAGUCACUGAGCGGCUAAGUGGAAAGUUCCAUUUGAUCAAGAUCUAGUGUUUUACUUUGAUUCUGUUCAAACAGGAUCGAACGAACAAUUAUACACGGGAAGUAUAUAGAAUUAGUGGUUCAGGUACGAUCGAAGAGGAAGAUAGUUCAAUGGCAGUGCAUUUGACGCGUUCUAUUAGCAGUAUUUAUUGACAGAUGUUCCAAAUGGAGCACAGUGAUAUUUUAUCGAUAUAUCCGUUGGGGGCCGAGGGAUGAUGACGUCUUUAACCAUGUUUUCUAGAUGAAGAUCGUCAUCCUGAUCGAACUUUUUGUUCUUUGGUUUGAACGAUUUGAUAUAGAAAACAGAGAGAAUUUGAACAAUCUUUGUGAAGAAUCGGAAGAGAAAUCUUUCGUUCGAGCUCCAGCCGUGUAGAUUUUAAUCGUAAUAUUGGAAUCUGGUGGAAGUCCACGCGCUUAUUGUCAGUGCGAUUAUUUGUUGAAGGAAUCGAUUUUAACGGAGAACUUGAAACUCCGCGUGAAUGAGCAUCACGUAUGUCUCACGUUCUCUGCUCAUCGAUGUGAUUGUUUUAAGUUAGCAAUGAACGAACGUUGGAACGUACGAAUUAUCCAAUCGCUAUCAGCUUUGUCACGUUACCACGUUAUUAAUUUAAAUAAUUUCGUUUUGUUGUUCCCUGUCUUUGUUUCUCUUUUCUCUUUUUUUUUUACUAGGUACUAGCGAGUCGAUUAAAAAUGUAAUUCGGUUAUGUGUUUACCGUUGUAGAUUUAAGUAAGCGUUUAUUAAUCGUCGAAAAAUAUGGAGCAUUUAUGUUUCUUGUUAUCUCCUCUUUCUUCCUUUUAUUUUCUUUGGGAUGUGCAAUUUCGCGAGUCUGCUUUCCAUUGAACGAUUGCCGACCGAUAAGCGCGAUCGAUCAGUGUUUGUUAAGUCUAAGAGAUAUAAAGAAACGGACCGAUGGUAAUAUUCAGUGUGCAAUAAGUUUCAUCGAACUCACGAUGAUUGAUUUACGAAUUAGCGGUUUCCAUUUCAGAUUAUAUUCAGCUGUUUACUUGUUGGAACGGCGAGAAAAUGCAAUCGACGCGUUCACUGUUGUCUAGUUCUAUUUGUUUUUAUUAUCACUAUCACGCUCGUUAACUAGUAUGCUCAAGUUGUUUCUCAUUUAGACUUUAACCUGUCGAAUUGACGAAACAUUUUUCGUUAUGGAAUAAAUGUAAGCGGUUAUUAAUUUUCUAGCUAUUCUUUAUAUUAACGCACGGGAGACUAUCAAUAGUAGGUCUUUUAAAGGCUACAAAUGUUCAGCAGUGAACGUGUACAAGGAUCAUUGACGCAUCCGAUUUACGAAAGAAUUCAUCGAAUGCGAUGAUGGAACCGAUCUCUACGUACUUAUAUCUUCGAAAGCGUAUUAAAUGUGUGCGUCGAAGGGGAAGGUUGAACACUGAAAGGAACAGAGAGAGACCUCCUACGUAUCGUAGACAGAAGCUUUUACAAGUUUUUUAGCAAAAUCUAAGCACGCUCGCGGGCGCGUUUCAUUUUACUCCGUGUGUACAGAGAUUAUCCAAUCGUUCUGAUCAGUCUCAGGGAAAUAUCCGUAUGCGUAUUCUCGAUAUCCUAUGCGUUGCAUCGAUUUGAAUAGAGACGCGACCAGGCAUCUCUGGUUGAUCGACGGAUGAACGUUCGUUAAGAUUUAUGUUAUACCGAUUUCUUCGCGAUGUACAGUAAGCAUAGAGAAAGAGGAAUACCGUUUUAGUCUUCGUACGUUGAACGAACGUUUCCGGUCUGUCGCCGUGAUCGACCGAUGGCUGGUGGCUCGCUCGCUGCUCGUUUUAAUUUUAUUUAGCUGACGAUUUCUAAACUCGAAUAUAUUACCGAACAAUACCGUGGACGAAGUGCAGUUUACACGUGUACAUAACUUAUUUUCGAAUAAAAAGCUAGUGUCACCUGCCAUGCAAAUGUAUGCAUCGAAGGACUUCGGAUUCCUUCGCGGUCAGUGAUCCUAUAUGCGAUUCUUGUUAAAAAAAUAAUCUGGAACGAAGUUCACGAGAACAUAGGGAAAAAGAAAAAAAAGAAAUAUAUAUAUAUAUAUAUAUAAUAUAUUACAUAUUUAUAUAUGAUAUAUAAUAUAUUAUAUUAUAUAUGUUACAUAUUAUAUACAUAUAUAAUAUACACACUUAUAGUAGAAGUAAAAUAGAUCGAAAGGCGGAUUGGAGGGUGGCGAAUCAAGAUAGGAAGGGAAAAGUAACUGUACGUACUGUGCGUGUAAUGUACCUUUUAAAUGUAAAGUAGAUACCGAAUUACCGAAUAUAAUAGUGUAAGUAGUCAAAAAGAACACGACACUUGUUCAUGCAAACUAUAGGGGCGUAUACACAUAUUUACGCACGAGUAAUAGCAUAAAAUAUAAGGAAAAGGGAAAAAAUCAGGCGGCUUAGAUUAACUCGAGGAAGAACGUUGUAAUUUCAGCGAAAAAAGAAGCCGAAUAAUGCGCUGUUACGGGCGUAUGUAUAUAUAUAUACACACAACACGCAGAUACUUUCUCGCAAUAUAAUAGGGGCUAUUGCAGUUACUAUCGCUAACUAAUAAUAAUAAUUAUUAUUACUAUUAUUACUACCGGUCACCGAAUACUACUACGAAUACUACGAUUACCGCUAUUACUAUUUACUAUUUGCCACUACCAUUACUAUAACUACCACAACUACUAUUACUACCACUGUCACGACUAUCCGCUUUUUUUAUUGUACGAUAUAUACAUAAUACCGAACUAUGAAUGUACAUUUCUUAGCUGUAACGUCUCCUCUUCCUCCAUUGUAAUUUAUAUAUUAUAUUUGAGGAAUACUUCUAAAUGUGUUGAAGAAAAAGAAAAAACCGCUGCUGCUUUACGAGAAGAAGGAAUUCUAUGUGAGAAAGAACAAAAUAUAUUAUAUAUAAAUAUAUAAAUAUAUAAAUAUAUAUGUAUAUAUACGUACAUAUAUAUAUAUUUUAUUUCAGAAGUUUAGUUUAAUGGAUAAUAAUGUUAAAAAAAAAUACGCGAGGAAGGAUACAAAUUUAAUUCUCUCUGUGAUUCGUCUAAACAAUGGAACUAAGUAAACAAAAAAAAAAGAAAAUUAAGAAAAACAAAAAAGAAGAAAGAGUUAUGGUUAUAUUAAUUAAUUAGUAUUAUUAUUGUCAUUGUCAUUUAUCAUUGCUCUGUACCGCAAGUUUAUCGAACAACAAGUCACAAUGGACCGACAAACUCGAUUUUCGUAAUGAACUCGACUCGUGAUUUUCUUUUCGCUAAUAACAGUAACGAGUUAUCCUAUCGAUGUAAUAAAAACAAGUAUUUUUACCGAUC
Molecule: messenger RNA, 14600 nt
Organism: Bombus pyrosoma
Lineage: Eukaryota; Metazoa; Arthropoda; Insecta; Hymenoptera; Apidae
Product: nascent polypeptide-associated complex subunit alpha, muscle-specific form-like
Exons: 12
Coding region: 3331-11100 (2589 amino acids)
Biological process (GO): negative regulation of transcription by RNA polymerase II
Cellular component (GO): nucleus
Molecular function (GO): protein binding; transcription corepressor activity
Source: RefSeq, a predicted model, not a curated record